This is a messenger RNA of Tyto alba (common barn owl), 546 nucleotides long. It is a transcript of the gene MED27, whose product is annotated as mediator complex subunit 27. Lineage: Eukaryota; Metazoa; Chordata; Aves; Strigiformes; Tytonidae. Gene Ontology annotation, molecular function: transcription coactivator activity. The transcript is spliced from 3 exons. Gene Ontology annotation, cellular component: mediator complex. The coding region runs from base 14 to 415 and encodes 133 amino acids. Gene Ontology annotation, biological process: regulation of transcription by RNA polymerase II. The record is from RefSeq and is a predicted model, not a curated record.
CUGGCCGGCCAAGAUGGCGGAGGGGGUGCUGAGCCCCGGGGUGAACCUGGAGGCCUUCUCCCAGGCCAUCGCCGCCAUCCAGGCGCUGCGUUCCAGCGUGACGCGGGUCUUCGACUGCCUGAAGGAUGGGAUGCGGAACAAGGAGACGCUGGAGGGCCGCGAGAAGGGCUUCGUGGCCGCCUUCCAGGAGAGCCUGCACUCCGUCAGCCGCGACCUGGGUGAGCUGGAGCGUCUGAGCAACCUAGUUGGUAAACCAUCUGAGAACCACCCCCUGCACAAUAGUGGACUGUUGAGCCUAGAUCCUGUUCAGGAUAAAACACCUCUUUACAGCCAACUUCUUCAAGCCUACAAAUGGUCAAAUAAGGUGCACUGUGGUAUCAGUGACAGAUGUGUGUCAUUGAGGAAAACUGUAUGACGGUAACUGGAUCAUCUGCUUGCCCAGUGCUUCUGGACAUUGCUUUUGAAGAUUGCUUGUGCUUAUUGGGGUAAGAGUGGGAAGGCUAGUGGUGCAGCUUGAGAUACUGGUAUUCUCAGUGAGCAGUAGCA